Molecule: messenger RNA, 766 nt
Organism: Solanum stenotomum
Lineage: Eukaryota; Viridiplantae; Streptophyta; Magnoliopsida; Solanales; Solanaceae
Exons: 4
Coding region: 50-688 (212 amino acids)
Source: RefSeq, a predicted model, not a curated record
AUGCGACAUAAACAAUGCUAAUCGAACUAAGCUUAAGUGUAAUCAUUUCAUGGGGUCAAAAGCGUUUGUAACGGCUCGUGCUGAACUUGUAAGUAAUACCAUUUUUAUUGUUUUGACUAAUGAAACUUUAGUAUUAUAUCAAUUGUUUCUUAUUUCACAGGGUAAAACUAACCCUGAAGGGGUAGAGCCUGACAGAAUAGAGUUCUAUAAGCAUACUCAUUACACGAGUGAGAAAGGAUGGUCAUCUUUAGAGGCUGAGACUCACUAUAACAACAUGACAGAUUUGAAAGAUAUAUAUACAUCGGGAGAGUCUUCCAUGACUAUUGAUGAAAUUGUGGAUACUAUACUUGGUACAAAGUCGGGGUACAUAAAAGGACUUGGUUACCGCCCAAAACCUAAUACUACAAGAUCUACACAAAGGAGAAUGGCAGAGUUAGAAGACUCCCUCAAAAAGGCAAAACAGGAAGCUGUUAGUGCCCAGCUUGAAUUACAGAAUCGAUUAAAUGCAGCUGAAACUGUGGUAGAUAAUCAGCAGUCUCAAAUACAAGACCAGCAAUCUCAAAUACAAGACCAACAAUCUCAAAUACAAUCAUUAAAUUCUCAAUUGAAUACUAUAGUGGCACACCAAGAGGAAAUGUUUAGAAAAAUGCAACUUCUUUCUCGCUCAUCGCCACUAAGCAAAGAUUGAGAUCCAUCAAAAUGUCAACUUAAGGUAUAAAAGGUGAGAAUUGAAUCAAGACUAAUGUAAACUAAGUAUCACCACAUU